Messenger RNA from Penicillium angulare, 1017 nucleotides. Its product is annotated as glutathione S-transferase family protein. NCBI's taxonomy places the organism in Eukaryota, Fungi, Ascomycota, Eurotiomycetes, Eurotiales, Aspergillaceae. The coding region runs from base 1 to 1017 and encodes 338 amino acids. The record is from RefSeq and is a predicted model, not a curated record. The transcript is spliced from 5 exons. Gene Ontology annotation, molecular function: glutathione transferase activity. Gene Ontology annotation, cellular component: cytoplasm.
AUGGCGACUGGAAAUACGUCCAAGAUCACCGACUGGGUGAACCCCAAUGAUAAGUCUGGCGAGUUCAAGCGCCAGCAAUCCGCCUUCCGAAGCUUCAUCUCGCGCGAGGCGGGCGCAGAGUUCCCUCCUGAGAAAGGCCGCUACCAUCUCUACGUGUCCUAUGCUUGUCCUUGGGCUCAUCGAACACUGAUCACCCGCAAAUUGAAGGGUUUGGAGGAUAUCAUCUCCUUCUCGUCUGUUCACUGGCACUUGGCUGAAAAAGGAUGGCGCUUCGCCACCGCAGACGAAAAUCUUCCCGGGGAAAACACCAUUCCCGACCCAUUGCACCCGGAGUUCACGCACCUGCGUGAGAUCUACUUCUCCAACGACUCGAACUACGGAGGACGAUUCACUGUUCCCGUCUUAUUCGACAAGAAGACCAAGAAGAUUGUCAGCAAUGAGAGCGCCGAAAUCAUCCGCAUGCUCUACUACGAGUUCGAUGACCUGGUAGCAGACAAAUACAAAAAGCUAGAUCUCUUCCCUGCUCAUCUCCGCCAGGAAAUCGAUACAAGCAACGAUUGGAUCUACAAUGAUAUCAACAAUGGUGUCUAUAAAUCAGGCUUCGCGACCACACAGGAAGCGUACGAGAAAGCCGUGACGACUCUCUUUGGAUCCUUGGACAAAGUCGAAGCCCAUCUUGCGAAGCAAGCGUCCGUUUCGCCAUUUUUCUUUGGAGAUAGUGUUUCGGAGGCGGAUAUUCGUCUCUUCACUACUAUUAUCCGAUUUGAUCCGGUUUAUGUGCAGCAUUUCAAGUGUAAUAUUCGUGAUAUUCGCUCUGGGUAUCCGGCUAUUCACCGUUGGGUGCGUGGGUUAUAUUGGGAUUUGCCUGCUUUCGGGGAGACAACGGAUUUCGAGCAUAUUAAGAAGCACUAUACGAAGUCGCAUAAGCAGAUUAAUCAGUUUGCUAUCACGCCUGUUGGGCCGUUGCCGGAUAUUUUGCCUAAGGAUCAGGAGGUUAAUGCCGUGAAGGGAGCUUAG